CCAUCUCCAAGGCCUAAGGCGUAAAAGAUGGCUGCUUGUCAACCAGGAGAGAAGGGCUGGUGCACGAGUGUCAGGAGGAGAAAGGCCAGCUGUAUUGCAGCAAAGGCCCUCCAGACACUCACCAUCAACCUGUUCCAUAUCUGCAAUGGCACAGCAGGACAAAGUCUUGAAAGAGCAAGUGUGCCUGCUGUGUCGCCGGGCAGAGGCGGACCCGGACAUCUGUGGGAUCAAGAGGGUGAAGUUCAGGCUCUGUGUCCAUAUCUACUGCCAGGGACACCAGACGCGUCAUCCAGGAGGCAGCCAAGAAGCAAGAUGGGGGCCACCAUCACUUGCUGGAAGACGGGGUGUGACCGCAGCUUCCAUCUGCCCUGUGCCCCACAGGGUGAAUGCGUCACCCAGUUCUUCGGGCUCUACAGGUCCUUCUGCUGGGAGCACCGCCCACGGCAGGCAGUGCAGGCCCGUCCAAGGCAGAACAACACCUGCAGCAUCUGCCUGGAUACCGUGGAAGACAAAACAUCCUACAAAACAAUGGUGUGCCCUGCGUGUCAAGAUGCCCACUUCCACCGGCACUGCAUCCAGAGACUGGCUCUCCACGCUGGCACCUGCUUCCGCUGCCCAUGCUGCCAGAACCAAGAGCUGUUUCUGAUGGAAAUGCUCACAAUGGGGAUCCGAAUCUCCAAGAGACCUCCAUCAUGGGAGAGCGACCCAGCAGUCGGAGCAUUAGAUCAGAGGCACAGCCGCUGCGACGCCAGCACAUGCCUUUGCCCAGGAGGCAGGAAGCACACAGAGGAAGAGGGGCCCUGGGAACUGCUCCUGUGCAGCUCCUGCGCUGCAGAGGGCACCCAUCGACACUGCUCCUCUUUGGCGAGCAGCACCAGCUCCUGGGAGUGCAAGGGCUGUGCUGGCACAGAGACUGGGUCCACUGACAAUUCAGAGCUUGUCAGGCCCAACACCUCCAGCCAGGCAGCAUCAGGGCUGUGCCAUGCAAGCAGCAGCUUCUCCAGACACCCUGGGCCAGCCCAGAUCCAACAGUGCACACAGAGACUACGGCAGGCACAAAACUCAGGCAGCCCCACAGUAAAAUGCCCAAGGAUCAACCGUGUGCCACUGCUGAGUGCUGAGACCAGCAGCCUCAGCACUUCCAGUCAGGCAGGGUCGAGGUUGUCCCAGAACACGUUGCCCGUCUGCUUUCCCUGCCCUCGGCAGGGCUUGAAGCGGCAGCGCCAGGAGCAGGACAAUGAGUCCUGGACACCCUACAGCCCGCCGGCAAAACGCCGCAGGAUCUCCGAAGAGCCAGCCCAGAGCGCUCCAGCCAGCGGGCCCAGCACCUCCAGUCAGGCAUCGUGGCUGUACCGCAGCAUUUGGGUGGCCAACAGAGCAAUAGCACAGUUACUACCACUGUACAGGCCGUCAUGGCUCUUCCCCAGCUCCGUGAGGGAAAACCGCUCCCAGCUGGGGCCGGUUCGGAUGCGACACAUCUCACGGCGGCAGCGGCGGGCGAGGAAGCCCUACAGCCUGCCCCAAAACCACCGCAGGACCAGGCGUGCGCCAGCCCCAUGUGCUGGCUCCCCCCCAACACCACAGAAACACAAGAAAAAAAGAAAAUAAAAGUUGGUUUGCACUGGGAGAUGCCAUACUCCUUCCCCAGUCAUCUUGCAGCCUCCUGCAACUGAUGUCCCGGUUCAGGAAGGUACUCUAGCAUGUGUGUCCCCUCAGGGACUCAAACUGUCUCAUCAUGGCACUCGGUGUCAGGUGAAGCUUGUAGACUCAAAGUCCUGUAAAUACGUUGUAUUAGCAGCAGUUGACAUGUAAAAAUUCCACCUCCUCACUGGAAAACACCUGGAAUGCAAUUCAGCAGCUCUGGUUGAGUACUCCAUUAGGAACUGGGGCACAGGGGACAGUCACUGCCCUGGUCCUGGUGCAGGCCAGAACGCCACUGCCAUUGCCAACAUCAGCUUGUGUUCAGCUACUGCCAACCAUCACCUCCCGGUCCUUUCCUGCCAGGCAGCUUUCCAGACACUCUUUCUCAAGUCACGUUGUUCAUGUUGUUCAACACGCCAUGUUCAGGGUUGACCUCAAACUCUUCAGGACAUUGCUGAUCUAUUGCAUUAGGUGUGUUUCUACUAACACGUCCAAAAAAACCUUGAGUGAUGUGCAGAGGAGGCUUUGGGAGCCUGGAACAGUCAGACAGGCAUUUCUUUCUGUGCACGGGGCUACAACUCCCAACCAGAGAUUAAAUACCCAUAGUCUGAGUGGAGACAAAGUGGCUGAUCUAUAGCUCCCUGCUAAGAAGGUGUGAAGGGGGGAGAGGUGGCCAGGCAGGGGGACAGGCUAUAAAUAGCAGCUGCAAUGAGCUGCUGACUGUGAUCCACCAAUGACAUGGGCAUUUCAGGUCAGGGGACAGGCCUGGGUAUCUGAGAUGUGAGGACAAAACUCAUUCAGAGAGCUAGGAUGGCUAACAGAGGGCUAAAAAAUGCAAAAAUAAAAAAAAAAAAAUCACAUCCUCAGUCUCACAGAACAUGUAGGAAAGUGUCUCCUAGGUGAAUCUGACCUAGACUACAUUUUAUAUUGGGUUCGAAUAUUAGAUUUUAUUUUGAGCCUUUAUCUUAAGCCUUGACAAAUACACUUUUAC
Messenger RNA from Lepidothrix coronata (blue-crowned manakin), 2632 nucleotides. RefSeq names its product PHD finger protein 7-like. Gene Ontology annotation, cellular component: nucleus. NCBI's taxonomy places the organism in Eukaryota, Metazoa, Chordata, Aves, Passeriformes, Pipridae. The transcript has 9 exons. The coding region runs from base 28 to 1608 and encodes 526 amino acids. The record is from RefSeq and is a predicted model, not a curated record.